This is a messenger RNA of Plasmopara halstedii, 462 nucleotides long. RefSeq lists its product as uncharacterized. The record is from RefSeq and is a predicted model, not a curated record. The transcript has a single exon. The coding region runs from base 1 to 462 and encodes 153 amino acids. Lineage: Eukaryota; Oomycota; Peronosporomycetes; Peronosporales; Peronosporaceae.
AUGGAAGUAUUUGUGCCAUUCCCCAAUUACUUUGAAUCCGGGUGUCUUCUCUACCACUUAGUGUUUGUUGCUUGUGGUGAAAUGAGUCUUCAAGAAGGCUCGACAACCUUCCGGCUAUGCUUCCUAAUCGAAACAGUUUCAUUGACAUUUAAUCCCGACCCGACAUACUGCCCUCACCAAGAGCCUUUCAGCCAAAUUGCUCACGGUCGAUAUCAAUUCUGCACGAAUUUUGCACUCUAUGUAUCUUCCUUUCUCGAAUGGCGACACAAUACCCCCCCCCGCGAAACUUACAGCAAAUCCUACCUUGCUAAAACUAAUUGCGACCGACAGAGCGAGUCAAGCUUUCUUUUAUCAGGUACAAAAUUUCUUUCGACUUUUGAUGAGGUAAGUCACCCGGUGAUCAUGAUUUCAAUCAGUCUAUUAAACUCACAGCAACCUGGUAAAGCCCUAAAACAAAAAUAA